Epinephelus moara (kelp grouper) is the source of this 1252-nucleotide messenger RNA. RefSeq names its product metaxin 1a (gene mtx1a). The transcript has 8 exons. Gene Ontology annotation, biological process: mitochondrion organization. NCBI's taxonomy places the organism in Eukaryota, Metazoa, Chordata, Actinopteri, Perciformes, Serranidae. The record is from RefSeq and is a predicted model, not a curated record. Gene Ontology annotation, cellular component: SAM complex. The coding region runs from base 44 to 1021 and encodes 325 amino acids.
CAACUUCCGCUUCCGGUGUGAGAGGUUACGGUCCCGGCUGAAGAUGGCGGCCCCCGACGAGUUGUUUUGCUGGGAAGGAGACUGGGGUCUACCGUCCGUCAGCACCGACUGUCUGGUGGUUCUGGCCUACGCUCAGUUUGCAGGAGCUCCUCUCAAACUCAGAAAGAUGUCGAACCCCUGGAGGAGUCCCAGCGGAUCACUUCCUACUCUGAGGACCAAUCAGAAAGAGACUCUGUCCAGGCCCUCUGACAUCAUCAUCCACCUCAGAAAACAGAAAUACAAUGCAGACUACGAUCUGUCGGCCAAGGAGGGAGCUGACAGUCUGGCCUUCAUCUCUCUGCUGGAGGAGAAACUCAAACCUGCUCUGAUCUACACGUUCUGGAUCGAGCCGAAGAACUACGUGGAUGUGACUCGCCGCUGGUACGCAGAGCACAUGCCUUUCCCUCUGAACUUCUUCCUGCCGGGGCGGAUGCAACGUAGUCAGCUGGAAAAACUGCGACUGUUGCGCGGAGACGAGAGCCUGGAGGCCGGAGAGGAGCUGGAGAAGGAGUUGUACCGUGAUGCUGCAGAGUGCAUGAACCUGCUCUCCCAACGACUCGGCUCACACAAGUUCUUCUUUGGGGACUCGCCCUCGUCUCUUGACGCCUAUGUGUUCGGUCACUUGGCGCCCAUCCUGAAGUCCAAACUGCCCAACGGGAAACUGCAGCAGCAUCUGAAGUCUCUGGACAACCUGUGCAACUUCUGCAGCAACAUCCUGCUGCUCUACUUCCCCCGAGACGGCAGAGAGAGCUACAGUCAGAAAACGUCCUCUACGACACAUUCUGAAGGCGGAGACUUUGAUAAUGUCCCCAACAAGCGCAGGAAGCAGCUGCUGUCAGCUCUGGUGGCUCUGGGCGCCAUGCUGAGCUACGCUCUGCUGACUGGCAUUGUGUCCAUCCAACACAUCCAGCAGGAGGCGCUGGAGGAGCCGCCCGACCUGCAACCUAUGGGAUCUCACGACGAGGACGAGGGAGACGGCUGAGGAGAUGCAGCGUCCAAACAGAGGCAUCAUGGGACUUAAUGGACGGAAGUAAAUGUUAAAGGAAGUAAUUAGUCGUAUCUCACCCUGAAGAGUUUUACUGUCACCAAAGAAAAGUGUCGGUAUUAUUAAAAAAAAAUAAGAGUCACCAACACGUCAAGGAGCCUUUCAGUGGACAGGAAGUGGACGUUGGUGGUUUAUGUACAGAAAUUAAUUAAAAGAUAAUUCUCUGGA